UUUACUAAUUUGAGCAAUGGACUCUAUAUUUGUGGAUAUUUGUCGAACAAUUUAAUUUAAAAAAAACACGCGCUAUAAAAUGAGCUAUGGUUUCCUGCACCAAAAGAGGAAAAAACUACGGUUUUGACUCUUUGAGUCAAUUUGCUGUAGAUGCGCUUCACGAAACAAGGUCAUUAAUUUUCAUGGCGGCGACCAAAUUGCUUACAGUCUCCAUAGCACUCACGGCGCUUUCUACAUUAGCAGCAGCCAUAGGUGUUGGAUUUUGGAGAAGAAAGACAACGGCUGACAAGGAGAAAAUCCGAGAGUUGGAAAUAUCUUUGAAGGCUGCGUUGCAAAAAUGCGGUGCUGAGAGGCAAGGCCGCAUUAGAGCUCAACAAGCAUUGAGGAAAGCAACCUCAAAUAAUUCUAAUAAUUCAUAUCCUUUGGCACCUAUUGCAAUCACUCGGUCAUGCUUCUCCACAAGGAAUGGGACUCCAAGGCAACCUUUGAUUGUACCUCUUGCUAGAGCAUGUCUAGUAUUUGAUCCAACUCGAGUUCCACCCGCAUCUCUUGAGGGUCUCGAAGGCUAUUCUCACUGUUGGAUUAUCUAUGUCUUUCAUCUAAAUACGGAUCUUGACAAGUUAUGGAAGCAUCCAUCACAGUCUAAGUUCAAGGCAAAGGUAAGAGUACCAAGGCUGAAAGGAGAAAGGAUGGGGGUCUUUGCGACAAGAUCUCCUCAUCGUCCAUGCCCUAUAGGCCUCACUGUCGCAAAGGUUGAUGUUGUGGAUGGCAAUAAAGUUUUCAUUUCUGGUGUUGAUUUAGUUGAUGGAACUCCGGUUCUUGAUAUUAAGCCAUAUCUUCCAUACUGUGAUAGCAUCUCUGGAGCAAUGGUCCCCGAUUGGGUAAAGGUGGAUAAUAUGUUAGCUGUAGCAUCUGUUAACUUCUCUCACGACUUCUCUGCCUCUCUAAACCAUUGUUGGUCAAGAAUAACAGAGAAGAAGAAGAAGAUAUCACUUUAUACAUCUCCUACUGAAUUUCAAAAUUUAAUUCAACAAGUGCUGUCAUGGGACAUACGAUCAGUAUCUCAGAGACUUCGGCCUCAUAAGACUGAAAACAGCAGCAUGAUCUCUCAAAAUUCAGACUGCCAAGAUAAUGUGAUGCUUGAAGAUGAUGAUAGCCAAGAGGCACUUCAUUUUCCUGAUGAUAUUGUUUACCACCUUAUUUUGGAAGGCCUUGACAUCUCCUACAAAAUUGACUGUGACGGCAAUGUUCAUGUUGAAAAGAUUGACGUUGCCAUUCCAAUCUGAAGAAACUUAAGCAAUUUCAUGACAAGAGAAAGCAUGUUGGUUUGUCGUACUGCAUUAUCAGCUAGUUAAAAUUUUCAUGUUGUACUUUUAUCCGCUGCAACAUGAAUCAUGUAGGUACGGCUGAUCCAAACCAACCCUUUUUUGGAGUUUUACCAUCCUGGCUUCUGCAAUAUUCGUUUCCUUGUGCAGCUAUCAGAUAAUUGAUCAGGGUAGUAUUUACUGCACACUAGCAUCAAAGAAUCAUACAUAUCAACUAACUGCAGAGAUGAGUGAAGAAUCUGUAAUGUGCUUAAGGUAGAAGAGUUGAAGUAUGUUACCUUAUCUUCCAUUUAUCGAAGUGAUACCUUAGAGAGUUACAUAAUCUGCAGUUUGAUCCUUUUGUCCUAGAGCUGGCGAUUAGAUCCAAAAUUCGUCAGUGAUGAAGUGUAAAAUUGCUUAUCUUCACCUAGAUAGUGUUUGUAGCCGACUUUAACAGAUGAUGAAAUUUUAUUUGGUAUGAUUCUGCUCUGUGCA
Nicotiana tabacum (common tobacco) is the source of this 1799-nucleotide messenger RNA. RefSeq lists its product as uncharacterized. The record is from RefSeq and is a predicted model, not a curated record. Lineage: Eukaryota; Viridiplantae; Streptophyta; Magnoliopsida; Solanales; Solanaceae.